AUGACUCAACCAUUGGCGAAGAUAUCAUCCAUGCUUGGGUCGGCCCGAGAUAUGACCAUCGAGGCAGCAGUUUCUGCAUCUUCUAGAUUUGCAGACACUCUGCCAACCGUCAUGGGACCCUCCGAGGUCACAAAAUUACUAAAUUCCCGAGUUGAACGGGACAUUCUUAGCGGGAUGAAGUGCGUAAUGGCACUCAUAUCACGCGGAGAGGAUGGAUUGCCUUUCUUUGGAGAUGUAGUGAAAAACAUCACCACGGGAAACAACCAGGUGAAGCGUUUGAUCUUGAUUUACUUGACGCGAUACGCCGAGUUUGAGCCAGAUACUGCCUUGUUAUCGAUCAAUACUAUCCAGAAAUCCCUUAACGACAAGGACCCAGUUUCUAGAUCAGCCGCUAUCCGAGCCAUGGCUGGAAUCCAGAUCUCGUCAAUUGCACCCAUCGUACUUCUUUGCAUCAAAAAGUGUGUCACCGAUUCAUCUCCAUUAGUGCGUGGAGCAGCCGCCAUAGCGGUGGGGAAAGUUUAUGAAACCGAGGAUUUGGACCGGGCAAGUCAAAAGCAACUUCUUGCACAUUUAGUAAAACUUCUUGGCGAUGGUGUACCUGCAGUGGUAGGCUCGGCUCUCAAAACUUAUCACAAGAUCAAGCCAGAUAUUUCUUCUACACAUCAGAAAUGGGAUAUGAUACAUCAUAUUUUCCGUAAACUCUGUCGGAUUUUGCCACGUUUAGAUGAAUGGAGUCAAACAUUUACAGUCGAGAUUUUGUCCGAGUACUGUCGUCUUUUCUUACCUAGACCAAAGUUGUACUUGGAAGAUGGUUCAGUAGUGGAUUUUGGCACUGAGAAUGCUGGUGCUGCUACCAUAGGAAACAUCCCGUAUGACAUUUCAUAUGAUGCCGAUUUAGAACUCUUUUUGGAAUCUUUGAAGGGCUUAGUACAUACUCAAUCGGAACAUUUACUCUUGGGCGUUUCAAAGGCAAUUUUUAAUUUGGCUCCACCCCUGGUUUAUAUCGAUUAUGGACUUAGUCAAUCAAUGGUGAGGCUAGUGAGUCCAUCCACCCCUUUUCAAGUGAGUUAUUUUGUCCUACAGGCAGUUCGGUCCAUUUCUAUUCUGGACCCAUCUGUUUUUACUCCUUUUUAUAAACGUUUCUACAUUUUCCCUACUGAUCUGUCCGGAUUAGCACAACUUAAGUUGGAAAUCUUGUCAUUAUUGACCAAUGAAGAUAAUUUCAAGAAUGUAUUUGAUGAAUUGAAAUAUUAUGCGAUUAAUUCUAGAGGAAAGGAGGACACAGUGGGCAAGGAAGCCCUCACUUGCAUGGGUAGAUGUGCACAAAUCUCAUCACAAUGGAGCCAUAAGGUGUUGAACUGGUGUCUUAAACAAGUGAAGAGAACAACUUUACACGGUGAGUCCAUUGUAGGCGAACUUCUCACAGUCAUACGCCACUUGCUCCAGCAGAAGCAGGAUCUUCUUAGUAAAAGUAGUGAUGGGAAUGAAGAGGUGAGACAGGAAAUCCUCAAGACUACGUACAGAUUGUCGUUAGCACUUCUUGAUACCGAGUCAAAGUUGGAAAGCAAUGCCAAGGCCAGUAUCAUUUGGAUUAUUGGAGAGUUUACUGGUGCUGCCAAUAAUUUGAUUGGACCUGAUGUCCUUAGAAGAUUGAUUAAGACUUAUGCAUUGGAGGCGGAUAACGUUCGAUACGAGAUUCUCGUAUUAGCAGCUAAGAUUUUAUCUUUUGAACUCGAAAAAUUAAACUCCGAGAAGUCAGAAAUAGAUAUGUUUUUCCAAGAAAAUAUCAUUGCGAAGAUGUUUGCACAUGUAUUACAUUUAGCAAAGUAUGAUAGAAGAUACGAUACGAGGGAUCGGGCUAGAAUGUUGAGUGUGUUGCUUGCUGGAGAAAAUCAUGAAUCACAAUUGGCUGCAUUAUUUUUGCAGGUACCUAAGGGCGCACCAAUUGUAAAAUUAGAUUCAAGAUCGAACAAAGAUACAACAAUAGCCUCUCGUGACUUUUUGUUUGCUGCCUUUUCUAAUAUCUCGGAUUGGACAGACCCUUCGACACACCCGCCUUCAUCAGUAAGAACUGAUAUUUCCGAGGAAACUGCAGGUGGGAAUGGUGUAGUCACUGCAAUUUCAUCCCAAUCAAUUAGAAGUAAAUCCGGAUCGCCUCCAAUAUCCAAUCAUUCCAUUUCUUCCCAACAAUUCCAUCUGGGAGCGCGAACUGCAGUACCAAGACAAACAUACAAAUUACAAAGUUUAGAUGAAUUCUUCGGAGAUGAUGAUGAAGAAGAACUGCAGGAAGAUUCAGAUGAAGAGGAAGACGAAGAAGAAGAAGAAGAUGAUGUUGACGAUGAGAACUUAGAGGAAGGAGUAUCCUCCACAGAGGAAGAGUCCGAAUUGGAAUCUUCUGAAGAAGAGAGUUCAGAAGAAGAAGAAGAAGAAGAAUCCAGCGCGUUAUUCCAAAAUAGGUGA
[Candida] anglica is the source of this 2460-nucleotide messenger RNA. The record is from the annotation of a GenBank genome assembly. Lineage: Eukaryota; Fungi; Ascomycota; Pichiomycetes; Serinales; Debaryomycetaceae.